AUGGGUGAAGAGCAUCAACAGUCAACAGACAUUCUCAGUGUUUGGGAAGGAGACUCCAUCACCAUAACUUGCUCAAUGAAAGCUUCAGACAGUGAAGUGACAACGCUGUUGACAACUGGCAUACAGUCAGUCAUUGUUUGUACUUACAAGCAGAGUAAUUCAAGUGUCCUCCCUGCUCUGGCUGAUCGUGCUGAGUGUUCAAAAGAAGGAAGGGAUCUUAGGAUAACUCUGCACAAUGCACAGGAAUCUGAUUCCAAUAUCUACCAAUGCAUUAAGUUCAUUAAAAUCAGAGGUCGUCACAAAAAGCUGAAUGGGAAGACAACCAUAGUAGUGGUGAAAGGUUACACCAGUGGAGUUGUUGAACAGUCACCACUCUAUGCCAACCCUCAGCAAGGCAAAUCCAUCAGCAUUACCUGUGCACUGAACAACUUCCACGAAGAGAAAGGGAUGUACUUGCUCAAGACUCACACACAACGUGAAAGGGUGCUCUAUGUUUCCAGCCAGAAUGCUUCUUCAACUGUUUUCCCUCCUUUUGCCAAUCGUUUGGAGUAUUCAAAGGAAGAACAGAAAAUUGUGAUAACUCUACACAACCUCCAGGAAAAUGACAGUGAUAUAUAUGUGUGUGCUGGGGUGUUGAAUGGCUCCUCGUUCCUCUCAGUGAAUAGAAGGGGCACCAUGGUGCUGAUUAAAGGAUGA
Messenger RNA from Calypte anna (Anna's hummingbird), 696 nucleotides. RefSeq lists its product as uncharacterized. The transcript is spliced from 4 exons. The coding region runs from base 1 to 696 and encodes 231 amino acids. Lineage: Eukaryota; Metazoa; Chordata; Aves; Apodiformes; Trochilidae. Gene Ontology annotation, biological process: adaptive immune response. The record is from RefSeq and is a predicted model, not a curated record. Gene Ontology annotation, cellular component: membrane. Gene Ontology annotation, molecular function: signaling receptor activity.